AUGGCCAUGGCCAGCACCCGCGCCUGCGUUUUGCCUAUGCUGCUCGCCGUGGCAGUGCUUCUCCUCGUCGAACAAAUCGCUCUCUCGUCGGCAGACUUCCCUCUCGGCGGCCAGGCCACGGUGCAGCUGCCUCCGGCGCCCUGCCAGCCGGGCUUCGCCGCGAGGGCGGUGGUGCUCGACACCCAGGGCCAUCGGCAGCCGGCCUUUGUCGCUGCCGUGAGCGCCGCCGAGGCCGGCGCGGGGCGGUGCACGUGCUCGCUGGUCGUCCUCCUGGGCGGCGUUAAGGUCUGGGCCUCCGACCAUCUCGAGAAGUUCGUGCCGGCCGCCCUGUGCCGGCUUGAGCUCACGGAGGACGGCCAGCUGCGGCUGACGGACGGCGCCGGGAAAGUCGGGUGGCUGUCCGGCACGGCGGGGCAAGGCGUCAAGGCGCUGCACUUGGAUCGCAAGACCGGCAACCUCAUCCUCCUCGACGCCCAGAACUGCAUCAGGUGGCAAAGCUUGGAUGAUCCGACGGACACAUUCCUACGCGGCCAGCAGCGCAGACUGCCCGUGCACUUGAUCGCACCCACGACAAAGGCGGCGGCGGCGUCCUCGGUGUUCUACUCCUUGGAGCUUGACGGCGACAAGGUAGCUGCCUACAUCAACUUCGGGGAUACCAGGUACUCCUACUGGGAGCUCCCCUCUCCAGCCAACCGCACGAUGGCAUCGGCGAGGCUCAACGGGUCUGGGCUGAGAUUGCUGGACCUGCAGGGAGCGACGGUGGCGCAGAUCACGCCGCCGGUGAAGAAACCGCCGGUAAGCUUCCUUGCGCUGGCCGGCGACGACGGCAACCUGGUGAUGUACUACUAUGACACUCAGCACCAGAAGUUCAGGGCCUCGUACAAGGCGCUCGGGUUCUGCGAGCUCCCGCUCUCCUGCAGCAUCCACGAGGUGUGCUCAUCCGCCGGGAAAUGCAAGGACUUCUCCGACUACGCCGACCGGCCGCCGGCGCGCGCCGCCGGCAACGCCAGCAGCAGCAGCAGCAACCCCUGUGAAGGGGACGGCGAUAAAGCGUGUAUGGUCCACUUGAGGGGCGUCACCACGGUGCUCCGGACUGCGUCGCCGGCGCUUACCAACGUGACGCUCCGGGAGUGCGUGGUGGAGUGCGCGCGCAACCUCUCGUGCAACGCCGCACUCUACGUGAAGGAUGACGCCGGCGGCGUCGCUGCGGCAGCUGAUGACCACGGCGUGUGUUCGCACUACACGCUGACGGCGGGGGCAAGGGAGGUGACCGACGGGAGUCACCUCCGGUACAGCUACUGGGUGAAGUUCCCUGCAGCAGCAGGUGGAGGGGACGACGACGACGACGACGACGAUAGCUCUCUCGGCAAGCUUAGCACUGGCACGAUAUUGAUGAUAUGUGGGGCGAUCGACGUGGUGUGCGCCGUGGUGUUUGUGGUGCUCAUAGCCAUGUAUUUUCGUCGCCUUCGUCGGCUGGCGGCCGCGGUGGACAGAGUCGUCGAGCUCCAAGAAGGCGCGGCUGAGGGCGUCGGGGAGCAAAACGACACCGACGGUAAUGGGUCCGGACACAACUGA
Molecule: messenger RNA, 1575 nt
Organism: Sorghum bicolor (sorghum)
Lineage: Eukaryota; Viridiplantae; Streptophyta; Magnoliopsida; Poales; Poaceae
Product: G-type lectin S-receptor-like serine/threonine-protein kinase SD2-5
Exons: 2
Coding region: 1-1575 (524 amino acids)
Source: RefSeq, a predicted model, not a curated record